UAGCUAUAAUACCUAUCUAUGGCUGGGCGCAAUAUAAUAUGCGAGCCAGCGUCGUCGACAACGGAUCCGGAAAACGGGCAAAUCCUGCAGACAUACGCUGCAGACGAAGGCGAAGGCCUCUUGCAGAUAUCCUUGCAUCAUGAUGGAGACCAAUAUCUAGAGAAACUCCUGUCCAAAAGCAGACGCGACUCGGUUUUCGAGCUACGGAAGCUACAGCACCAUCACAGACCUGUAACUGGUUUCGACAGUAAACCGGCGCUCGAGGAGCUCCUAGAGAAGCGUCGUCAGGCUCUGCCGCCGAUCGAGACAGACGUGGCGGCCGGCUCGUCGGAAUUCGACCGACGCGUGCGGCACUUUCAGUCCAUAACGUCGGCGAGCGACAGUGGAGAUACAGACUCGGCCCAAGAGCACAGGCCUUCUUCCAUUCGCCUGGAGAUUCGCGGGUUGAUCGAGCGGCAGCGAGUCCGCGUAAUGCUCAACAGCGCCCACGCGGGCGAGAUCGAGAGAACGCUGAACGACGCUCUGGAGAGACGUGAGCGGCAAAUGCAGCAGAGACGCAGGGCGCGCCCUCAAUCGAGGCCAGCACCUCAAGGAAGAAGCAGCAACAGGGUAGUAGGCGAACCACACGACGGAGGCGGGCAUUCCGCACUCGGCGGUUCCGCAGUCGUGAAUCUACGGCCGAUGCGGCAACCAGAAAACGGACAGCAGUACCCCGUACCCCAGCGGGACCAGAGCUGCAUACUUCGUCACUUGCGAGAGAGCCCGGCCCUGGGGUCCCUUCAGCCUGCAGAUAGGGACAGGAUUGUCAACGAAGUCGACAACCUAGUCCAGCAACAUCUGGUGACGUCUACGCUGUCUGGAGAACUCCGAGGUGUCCUAGAGCUCCACAUCCAAAAUCGAGUGGAUCACGUUAGAAGUGGAGUUACGGUCCAAGACAUUGGCCGUUCACUUCAGCGACGCAGUGAAUACACAGCCUCAACUGCUAGACCAUUUCAUCCCGAGGUUCCAUCAAGUGCGGCAAUGUCUGAGAUGCAGACGGAGCUGAGAGAGAUGAAGUCUCAGAUGCUGGAGCUGAAGCAGUUGAUGAGGACAAGCUUUGAACUCCAGCUGGAGAUCCAGAGAGCCAUUCGACAGGAAGUUGCAGCGGCACUAAUGUCAGCCUGUACUUCGCCAUCCCUUAGCUCCAUGCCCCCAACAUCUACCGUGCCACUGCGCAGCACCACAGUUGUUGAGUCUGGAAACUGUGUCAUCUGUUCAGAGGCCAGCAUAACCUCGGUCGUGUACCGGUGUGGACACAUGUGUGUCUGCAUGCAGUGUGGGCUGGAACUCAAGGCACAGGGACUCAAGUGCCCCAUCUGCCGAGCUCCAAUCACCGAUAUCAUCCGAGCCUAUUCCAGCAUGCAGUAA
Geodia barretti is the source of this 1407-nucleotide messenger RNA. The record is from the annotation of a GenBank genome assembly. NCBI's taxonomy places the organism in Eukaryota, Metazoa, Porifera, Demospongiae, Tetractinellida, Geodiidae.